Linepithema humile (Argentine ant) is the source of this 2829-nucleotide messenger RNA. RefSeq names its product protein asteroid-like. The record is from RefSeq and is a predicted model, not a curated record. Lineage: Eukaryota; Metazoa; Arthropoda; Insecta; Hymenoptera; Formicidae.
CCCGGCCUCGACUGGCAGAACUGUCUGUGAGAACAACACUGCAUUUCAGUAUAGCGUGAUUGAAUCACUAGUAGCUAGUAAAAAAGUAUCAUCAUGCUGGCAUUACAAUUCAGAACCAUUCAGAGAACAUACAGUGUAUUCGUACUCUGAAUUUAAUAUAUUGUAAUAUUGUUUCCGAAAGUAAUACUAAACAUAAAGUAAAAGUUUCAAAAAAUUAAAAAACUGAUAAAGACAAUGCAGUUUGUGACUAAAAACAAUCAACAUAAAAAAGUAUCCAUUGAAGUUGGAUUCGAUUAAAUAUACAGGAUAUUUUUACUUCUGAUGUGAAAUUGAAUGAAUCCUUAGACAAUCAAUUUUUAAAAUGGGGAUUGUUGGAUUAACAACAUUUAUAUCAAAUCAUUCUGAGCAUUAUCAUGCAAAUUACGCACUACAUGAUACUUAUUUAGUAAUUGAUGGUAAUAGUAUAGCAUGUCAAUUAUACAUGUGGCAUGCGAAAUGUAAUAGUAUCUUUGGUGGUGAUUAUGACAAGUAUGCGCAAUGUGUAUCAGAUUUUUUCGAUGAGUUAUUAAUGUGUAAUGUCAUUCCCUUGGUCUUAAUCGAUGGUGGUUGUGAAAACAAGAAAUUGAAAACAGUUAUAUCUCGAACUAAAGAUAAAAUUGAAAUGGCGUCACGUUACACUCUCCAUUUUCAGCAAAGAGCAAAAUUCUUUCCUCUUCUUAUGAAAGAAGUCUUCAAAGAUGUCAUGAAUGAAAAAGGUAUUAAAUAUACACAAUGCAUAUUUGAAGCAGAUAAUACCAUAGCUACAAUAGCACGUGGUCUCAAUUGUCCUGUGUUGAGUUACGACUCUGAUUUCUACAUUUAUGGAUCAUUGUAUAUACCAUUCGACACAUGGGGAAGUGGUGUAGUUCCUAAUCCAACAGGCAGUGGCUCUAUGAAAUAUUGCAAAAUUUAUAAUGUUGAGAAGCUUUUUCGAGCUUACAAUGGAUUGAAUCAGACUUUGUUGCCUUUGGCAGCAAUAUUAUUAGGAAAUGAUUAUGUGAAGCAACAUACGUUUAGAAAUUUCUUCCGUCAUUUGAAAUUACCGCGGAUAGGAAGAAAAAAAUUUAACGAACAACAACGGCGCAUAGAUGCUACAUUUAAUUGGCUACGGAAACUCAGCUUAAAUCAAGCUGUAAUAGGAAUACUAAGUAGACUGCGAAGACAAGAACGCAAACGUGUAUUAAAUAUAAUAGAAACGAUGAUAAAUGGUUCAUACAUGACACGUGUACCACAGAGUAUUUUACAUAUACUGGGUAUUCUCACACAGAAAUUUUUGAAAGCACAGUUGCUGAAUAUAUCCAAAACAUACAAAUUUGAAGGAGAUAUAUACAAUUUGACGUAUAUUGACGAAAGGACAAAUGAAACAGAGUCAAGCAAUGACGACGAUGAAAUCGAAGACAAAGAAAUAGUAAGCGUACUUGCAGGAAGAGAGACAGUGUCAUGUCCUGAAUUUGAGAUUAGGAAUUUGCCAAAGUGGUUUAUCAGUGAAUUCAAGCUUGGUAGAUAUCCUUCUUACUUUAUAGACAUCAUCAUGCGAAAGUUGUACGUUUGUCCAACGCAAAUUGAAGAUCAUUCAUACGCCUCAUCUGUCAAUGCAAGCUUAAACAUUAUAAGCGUUAUUUAUGAAUUACUGAUGUCAGAAAGACCCUACCUUACUGGAUUGAUGAGUCGACAAGCAACUUCGAUGGAUUAUAUGGAAUAUCUGACGCGAUAUAAGGACACAAUUAAGUGUUUUCGCUUGACGUACGACCGUCAACUAAUCAGUUUUGAACAUUCACGUUUCAUCAAUUUUAGAACAUUACCAAUACUCGCGCGAAAAGAAAUUUUGGAUGAUACUUUUAAAAUUACAUACACCGAUAAAAGUUGUAUAUAUAAAAUUCCACCAAACUGGAAAUUAUAUAUUGCAACCAUGAAAUACUGGAUAAAUCAAGAAGAAGAAUCAUUUAAACUCAAUUGUCAUAUAUAUUCCUUAUUAUUCACUAUAUUAUAUAACAUAAUAGAUAACAAAAUAGGUUUCCAUAGAAUUCUACACAAAUUUCAUCAUAGAUACGAUAAACUUGUGAAAGAAAUUCAAAAUACAAGGAAAGUGCAAAAUUACCAGCCAAAAUAUUCGGACAAAACUACACUCAUUAAUGCACUUCAGGAAGUUAAUGUAGACGAUUGUUGGAUUGCAGCUUCAUUUUUUGUAUCCAAUUUUGAGACAAAUCAAAAACUUUAUUUGCAACCAAAAAAAUUUAAUAUUACUAUUGUUCACAAUUUUGCAGUGUUCCAAAAUUGUUUAAGACAUGGCAUGCAUUUAAAUGCUCUGCUAGAAUAUCCAUAUGAACAAACCAAGGUUGCUAGCGUGUUCAAUGGUACAUUGCUGUACAAUCUGUGCAGCAAUUUUAAAAAGCGCGAUAAUGUUGAAGAGUACAUUAAUACAGUUUUGCAAAAUUCUCCGAGUUUAUUGCGGCUAUUUAAUAUACUUUUAUCGACAGUCAAACCUUUGUUUGGUACGCUAUUGGAAAAGAAAGUUAAUAAGUCUAAGAAACGAAAAGCGAGAAGAGAUAAAAAAAAAGAGGAAAGAGACACUACACAGGAAGAUCAUGAUGAAGAAGAAGAAGCUGAAACGACACAUGAAAGCAGUAGCGAAGAAGUCUUUCACGAUGUAAAUAAUCCUUUUUCAAUACUAGGUGCUACGCAAAAUUAGGAUUUCCGUUGUACAUAAUAAUCAAACUACAUUUCUCUAUCAACAUGUAUUUAGCUAUCCUAGCUAGUAUGAAAAAAAAUAGACAUUUUUAAUUAAUUUGA